AAAUAGUCGAUCCACCAAUUGCGAAGAGACCGAGACCAAACCCGAGCUAAAACAGUGAAAAAUCAGCAUCGCAGAUUUGUUAGCACAACGCAAUUAUGGCACACCUAUUGGAAAAUCAAUUGUUCAAUGCGGCGAAGACGAUCGAGCAGCAGCUGGACCAGCAGCUCGACCGCUUGGACAACCUGGACUCUGACGACUUGAAGGUGUUGCGCGAGCAGCGCCUACGUGAGUUAAAAGAGCUGAACAACAAGAAGCAAGAGUGGCUCAGAAAUGGGCAUGGCACCUACACGGAGCUGGCCGAUGAGAAAGAGUUCUUCGAGGUGUCGAAAAAGUCACCCAAUAUUGUGUGCCACUUCUACAGAGACAGCACCGAGCGCUGCCGCAUCGUGGACAUGCACCUGAAGACCCUGGCGGCCAAGCAUGUGGAGGCCAAGUUCUGCAAGGUGAACGCCGAGAAGAGCCCAUUCCUGACGCAGCGCCUGCGCAUCAAGGUGAUACCCACCAUUGCCCUGGUGAAGGACAGCAAGACGAAGGACUUUAUUGUGGGCUUCAGCGACCUGGGCAACUGCGAUGAUUUCUCCACGGAGAUGCUCGAGUGGCGCAUCGCCCACUCGGCCGUGAUUGACUACAAGGGCGACCUGAUGCAGCCGCCAGAUGUGAAGCGCAAGCCGUACAUGAACCGCCCCCAAAAGACAAUACGUGGCGGCUACGACUCCGAUGACUCUGACAUCGAGCUGGAUGACUAACUGCAGCCACCCAUUCCGUAACCUUAAGCCCAAAAGUCCCAGCCCCACACACACAGAAAAAGCCCACACGUACUCACCACAGUAACCUAGCAGUUGCUUGGCGCCUGAAACAAAUCUGAAAGAAAACAAACAAGCAAACAAAACACAAAUCAAAACCUAGCACAUGGAUCUAAACCAAUUAGGCAUACUCUUUAGAAGUUAUUUAUUUAGUAUUACGUGUUUAUGAACAGUCUGCUGCCCUGCCCUGCCCCCUCUCCACCCACUCUGCACAUUCAUUAGAAGUAUUCGGUUGCCUUUUACCCCCAAACCCACACUCUAGCGAGCUUAAAAGUAACCUAAUCUUAAUUGUACACCCUAUGAAAUGAAGUUUAUAAAGCCUGCCCGAAUUACGCACGAUUAUGUAAA
Messenger RNA from Drosophila guanche, 1151 nucleotides. Its product is annotated as thioredoxin domain-containing protein 9. Gene Ontology annotation, biological process: microtubule cytoskeleton organization. Gene Ontology annotation, cellular component: cytoplasm. Bases 96 to 746 code for a protein of 216 amino acids. NCBI's taxonomy places the organism in Eukaryota, Metazoa, Arthropoda, Insecta, Diptera, Drosophilidae. The record is from RefSeq and is a predicted model, not a curated record. The transcript has 3 exons.